Molecule: messenger RNA, 2375 nt
Organism: Hylaeus volcanicus
Lineage: Eukaryota; Metazoa; Arthropoda; Insecta; Hymenoptera; Colletidae
Product: arginine-glutamic acid dipeptide repeats protein-like
Exons: 5
Coding region: 920-1711 (263 amino acids)
Biological process (GO): negative regulation of transcription by RNA polymerase II
Cellular component (GO): nucleoplasm
Molecular function (GO): histone deacetylase binding; transcription corepressor activity
Source: RefSeq, a predicted model, not a curated record
UGUUAAUACUUUUAUAUAUGCUAUCUAUACAAAUAAGAAUAUUAGAUACUACAAACUGUGCUUCGUGUACCGAUUGCAUGAUAUUGACUUCAAUUAAUCAAUUUCAAGAGGGUAAGAAAUUAAAUUAUUAUUUUCUUCUCGACAUUACUAAAAUUCAAAAUUCUUCCAAGUUUCUAUAGUAGUAUUAUAAACAAAACAAAAAAAAAAAAAUAGACAAAUAGGAUUGAAUCGUCAUCGAGCAUCUACAGUGUAUCCCAUAAAAUACAAAUCAGCAGAAAUUGCUCCAAAGAGGAGGAAAAAUUAGCAUAAUCAUCUAGCGACCGAAAACGAUUAAAUAACCAUAACGAAUCGAUAACAUGUUCCGUAAGGAAAUUUCUGAAAAUCCCCCGUCGUUGCGUAUCCUCUGGAGCUUAUCUUAUCUCACGAAUUGACACGGUGCCUCUCGCCAGAGCUCUCCGUUGUUCACUUCAGUUUUCUUCUUGGGGCUCAUGUGGCUCGACAAUUCAUUUGUGAAACUAUGUUAAAUAACCAAAAAUUACGACGAAGAGGAAAAAGGAAAGAUACAUAGUUACAUCUCUUCAUCGAGGAGAGAGGGAUCAGAGAUUUGUGCACGUUAUUCAGAUCGUUCUAACGUCGAUAAAACAUUUGAUUACAUUCUGAAGUACGUGACUUCAUCUCCCUAGAGCCUUCUCGCUGCAGGAUUCUGGUAUUAUCUGGCGUCCUCCUCCCAAAGAGGGUCCUUUCUUACAGGUAGAGUGGAAAGGGCGCGUGGGGGUGGGGGUGAACUGUGACAAACCCUCCUCUUGAGGGGGUGGUUGUCGCAGAUCCUAUUAAAGCGGACCCGAAGAUUACCUUCAUCAUUAACGUCUCCAACUCGGAAUCGUUACCUUCGAGAAGCAAACGGAAACUUGGCAAUUCAAUGGGUGUUCAUAAAGUUAUGGAAAAGAAGAGGCUGGACUGUCCCAUGACUUACAAAACCGAAAACACGGACGAGGGCUACCUGGAGGCCGCCGCCGAGAUCCCAGAGUGUCGAGAGUCGAUCAAUCUGGACACCGACUACAGAGAUUUCCCAGAGGAGAAAAUUUGGAGUCCUAGCGACGAGGUGAACCAAUGGAUUCCGUUCUACGUCUUCAUGGCUCGCUCCGUUCUGACGUUCGUUCAAGAGAAUCUCGGUAUACCCAAUCGGGAGGCCAUGGAGAAUUCCUGCACGGGUUACGCGGAACAAUAUAUCACAGAUAUUCUCCACGACUCCGAAUAUAUGCCGGAAGUCGCCCUGAAGACCCUCCUCACGAAAGAAUUACCUCGCAGGCUGUUCUCAAGAUGGACCAGCGACGAAACGGAACUCUUCAUUCAGGGGAUUGUCAGGCAUGGAAAGAAUUUUGCGAAUAUACAGAGAGAUCUACUGCCUCGGAGGGACAUGAAGGACAUCGUAGACUUUUACUACUCGUGGAAAUGGUCGGAUUCUGGAAAGGAACUGAGAGUCUGUCGUCGCCAACGUCGUCCAAGAAUGACGCACAACUUUCCGUCAAUCAGUUGUAUAUUUGGGGAGCUGUCGUCCCCGAAAAUUGUAACACGCAGCGUGACAGCCGCUGCUAGGAUCCUUUCCCUUCCGAAGAGUAACCAAAGUCAGUUGCUGGUCGUCGCAAGAACCACUAAAAGGACGACCCUAGUCGCGAAGAGGAAGCGAAAGAGCUCGGCAGCGACUCGAUGAUGGUACUCGUAUCUUGACUGAUAAGCAGAAUCCACUACCACUGAUGGGCAGAAUUCUUAUCUAGAUAAACAUUUCAAAUGACGAGUGACAGAUAAACUAUUUAUCCGCGACUCGUUGAGUAGAAAGUUUAAUUUAAAUUAUAGAGUGGAAUAUUUCACAAUGUACAAAUUAUAAUUUAAUUGUUCUCCUCGCGAAGGAGUGGGGAGUGCUGAAAAGCUAUGCAUAAAAAUCCUAGAAUUGUUUAAGACUGUAAAAUAAUGAUAGCGUCGGAUUCAGUAAUUAAAUUAUAAGUCGAAUUUUUGUAAUUGCCACCAUGUUUGUAGAUAUAAUUGUAAGUAUUGUAUGUAAUUGAUUAAGUAUAAUCUUAAGACACGAAGUAUGGACAAUGCUCUCGAACCACGUGCUUUCGGUAAAAACAUCUAAUAUUUCUUUUAUUAUUCACCACUAAGGCACUAAGCUGCCUUGAAAAUACUCUCAAUGUUCUAGACGUCUUUACCUAAAAAACUCCAUUUUUUCGAAAAUUAAGUCGAGUUGCUACUUAUGACUUUACACGUGUCAUUUUUUGGUAGAACGGAACAAUCCUGCAAAAUCUCAUUUAAGGUGGUUCUUUCCCAAUUGUAAUAGUUAAACCAAAUCUCAAAUACAGAAGGUAUUAAUAAUGAUA